GGUUCAGGGGCGAACUGACCAUUUGGAAACUCGGGCACUGCCCGAGGGCCCGGGGCCAGUAGGGGCCCCAUGAGAUGCCCCUGGUACCUUUUUCAUAGGCAUUUUUGAGUUUGGGCAAGGACACAGGGGCCCCAUGAUCCCCUAUUGCCCGGAGGCCCCAUGAGUUGUCAGUCGCCCCUGUGUUGGUUGUUAGCAGAUGUGAAACUGCGACCUCUGGUUGCAAACAGGGGCGGACUGUCCCCUCCGCCCGAGGGCCUGGGGUUAGUAGGGGACCCCAUGAGAUGCCCCUGGUACCUUUUUCAUAGGCUUUUUUGAGUUUGGGCAAGGACACAGGGGCCCCAUGAUCCCCUAUUGCCCGGGGGCCCCAU
Staurois parvus is the source of this 368-nucleotide messenger RNA. The record is from the annotation of a GenBank genome assembly. NCBI's taxonomy places the organism in Eukaryota, Metazoa, Chordata, Amphibia, Anura, Ranidae.